Molecule: messenger RNA, 818 nt
Organism: Mandrillus leucophaeus (drill)
Lineage: Eukaryota; Metazoa; Chordata; Mammalia; Primates; Cercopithecidae
Gene: IRAK1BP1
Product: interleukin-1 receptor-associated kinase 1 binding protein 1
Exons: 4
Coding region: 28-810 (260 amino acids)
Biological process (GO): immune response; canonical NF-kappaB signal transduction
Source: RefSeq, a predicted model, not a curated record
UACUAUGGAAACCGAGCUGCUAUCGCUAUGUCUCUGCAAAAGACCCCUCCGACCCGGGUGUUCGUGGAACUGGUUCCCUGGGCUGACAGGGGCCCGGCGAACAACCUGGUCUCAGGCGGAGAGACGCUACCCGGCCUCCGCCACCCGCUCUCCUCAACACAAGCCCAAACUGCUACCCGUGAGGUGCACGUAAGCGGAACCUCAGAAGUGUCUGGGGGCCCGGACCGGGCGCAAGUGGUGAUGCGAGUGAGCAGCACCAAGGAGGCGGCAGCCGAGGCCAAAAAGAGCGUUUGUCGCCGUCUAGAUUACAUCACGCAGAGCCUCCAGCAGCAGGGCGUGCAGGCAGAAAAUACCACUGUGACAAAGGAUUUUAGGAGAGUGGAAAAUGCUUAUCACAUGGAAGCAGAGGUCUGCAUUACAUUUACUGAAUUUGGAAAAAUGCAAAAUAUUUGUAACUUUCUUGUUGAAAAGCUAGAUAGCUCUGUUGUCAUCAGCCCACCCCAGUUCUAUCAUACUCCAGGUUCUGUUGAGAAUCUUCGACGGCAAGCCUGUCUUGUUGCUGUUGAGAAUGCGUGGAGCAAAGCUCAAGAAGUCUGUAACCUUGUUGGCCAAACCUUAGGAAAACCUUUACUAAUCAAAGAAGAAGAAACAAAAGAAUGGGAAGGCCAAAUAGAUGAUCACCAGUCAUCCAGACUCUCAAGUUCGUUAACUGUACAACAAAAAAUCAAAAGUGCAACAAUACAUGCUGCUUCAAAAGUAUUUAUAACUUUUGAGAUAAAGGGGAAAGAGAAGAGAAAAAAGCACCUUUGAAAUUCCAA